AUGAUAGGUGGAGUUUUUAUCUAUAACCACAAAGGAGAAGUUUUGAUAUCAAGAAUAUUUCGCGACGAUGUCUCAAGAAAUGCCGCAGACGCUUUUCGAGUCAAUGUAAUUCAUGCGCGACAACAGGUUCGCUCGCCCAUAAGCAUCGUAGCAAGGACAAGUUUCUUUCACGUCAAAAGAGCAAACAUUUGGAUAUGUGCUGUUGCUCGUCGAAAUGUUAAUGCUGCCAUGGUCUUUCAGCUGCUGCAUGCUCUUCUGAACCUGAUGAAGGAUUACUUCGGUAGAGUUACGGAGGAAAACAUAAAAAAUAACUUCGUUUUGAUAUACGAAAUUCUCGAUGAGGUGAUUGAUUAUGGAUAUGGGCAAAAUACAGAUACAGGAAUUUUGAAAUCCCUCAUUACUCAGGCUGGGACACGCACAGCCACUAAAGAGGAGACUGCUCAAAUAACAAAUCAAGUUACUGGUCAGAUUGGAUGGCGCCGUGAAGGUAUAAAAUACAGAAGGAAUGAACUGUUUCUGGAUAUCAUGGAGUCUGUCAAUCUUCUUAUGUCACCACAAGGACAAGUUUUAUCCGCACACGUGGCAGGUCGAGUGAUCAUGAAGUCUUAUUUAAGUGGUAUGCCAGAAUGUAAAUUUGGUUUUAAUGACAAAGUCAGUUUGGAAAAUAAACAACGAUCUACAGCUGGUACAGAAGACAGUAGUGGAGGUAUUGCAAUAGAUGACUGUCAAUUUCAUCAAUGUGUUAAACUGGGUCGAUUCGAAACUGAACAUACAAUCUCUUUUAUUCCACCAGACGGUGAAUUCGAAUUGAUGCGUUAUAGAACUACUAAGGAGAUCAGUUUACCAUUUCGUGUCAUACCAUUAGUUCGUGAACUUGGUAAAACUAAAAUGGAUGUUAAAGUAAUUUUAAAAGCUAAUUUUCGUCCUAAUUUAUUUGCACAAAAAAUUGAAGUUCAUAUACCGACUCCAAUGAAUACAAGUGGUGUACAAGUUGUAUGUAUGAAAGGUAGAGCAAAAUAUAAAGCAGCUGAAAAUGCUAUUAUUUGGAAGAUUAGACGAAUAUCUGGUAUGAAAGAUUGUCAAUUAUCUGCGGAAAUUGAAUUGUUACAAGCUUCAGAUAAACAAAAACGUUGGAUGCGUCCACCGAUUUCUAUGAAUUUCGAGGUACCAUUUGCACCGUCUGGAUUUAAAGUUCGUUUCUUAAAAGUGUUCGAAUCUAAAUUGAAUUAUUCAGAUCAUGAUGUAGUGAAAUGGGUUCGCUAUAUUGGUAAAAGUGGUUUAUAUGAAACAAGAUGUUAA
Messenger RNA from Schistosoma intercalatum, 1299 nucleotides. The record is from the annotation of a GenBank genome assembly. NCBI's taxonomy places the organism in Eukaryota, Metazoa, Platyhelminthes, Trematoda, Strigeidida, Schistosomatidae.